Molecule: messenger RNA, 1770 nt
Organism: Colletotrichum truncatum
Lineage: Eukaryota; Fungi; Ascomycota; Sordariomycetes; Glomerellales; Glomerellaceae
Product: C6 zinc finger domain containing protein
Biological process (GO): regulation of DNA-templated transcription
Molecular function (GO): DNA-binding transcription factor activity, RNA polymerase II-specific; zinc ion binding
Source: RefSeq, a predicted model, not a curated record
AUGGAGACAAGACAACAACGAUCGGAUGGAGAUAGACAACCCUCUCCACUCUCAACCUCCCCGGUGUCACCAGCUAGUGGCAGGUUGAAGGCCAAGAUCGUAAGAAACCAGAAGGCCUGCGAUGUGUGCCGCGCCCGCAAAGUCAGGUGUCUGUAUGGAGCAGGCGAGAUCCGAUGCCAGGGUUGCACGUUCCUCAAUAUCCAAUGCACACAUGAACGACCACGGCGGAGGAGAGGACCACCGAACAAACAUGCUCAACAACAACAACAGCAACUUCAGGAGCAAGAACAGCAGCAGCAGCAACAACAGGGCAAUAUAACAGGCACAACUAACCAACAGAGCCCUGCAGUGCCAAAUGUCGCCUCUCCUAACCUUGAGCUUGUAUACCAGGCCUCGCCCGCCUCCUCUUUGACCCCCACUCAUCACACCCCCAGCUCACAUUCGUACAACUCGGCGAGUUCAACAGUCGCCACCCCCUCGGAUCUUGACCCAGGCGCUCUCGUCGGAGCGCCGAGUCCCAUCACGGGACAACACGGCAACUGGCUUGCCCGCUUCGCACCAGAAGACCUUGUUCACCGCAUGCUGGACGACUGGUUCGAAAAGGUACACUCUCUGGCACCCAUUCUGCACCGGCGGCGCUUCAUGUACCGGUUGAAAGCUGGCGAAGCAAGGACAAAUGGCACCUUUUGCGGGCUCGUCGUGAGCGUGUGUGCGGCGACGGUAGCGACGCUAAAACGCGCAGACUACAGCCCUGUGACGGUUGCAGGCUGCCUAGACUUCAUCGAGGAGAACCACUUGCUGUAUCGAGGCAUCAGGAAUCCCGCCUACUCGGUCGACUGGUGCAUCGCCAUGUACAACGUCGGCACGUCCGCCAGCUCCAUGAACGAAAACGGCCUAACCGACCUGCGUUCGUUCCAUGCUAUAUCCGAGGCCGCUGCGGGGGCGAGGUACCUCGCUUAUUACCACAUGACCGACCUGGAUAUGCCCGAGCAGCAGAUGCUCAAGCGGCUCUUCUGGCUGAUCUUCUCGGCGUACUACAGCGCAGACUCGUUCGGGAAGUUAUCCGUGAUCAUCAUCUCCCACCAGGAGAACUGUGCCCACCUGCGGCCGCUCCCUCUAACAGACUCCCAGCUGGACACGCGCCCGCAGCUCUCGGUAACGGAGCUGCCGCCGUGGCAUGGCGACGACACAUCCUACAUCCUCGGCCUCAAUCACCUGAGCGACCUGUGUCUCACAUGGCACGAGGCCCAGACGGCGCCGUCGAGCACAUACGACGGGCAGGAAGGGGCUCUGAAGCACUACCUCAACCGGAUCCAGAGCAUCAUCGACAGCUUCCCGCCGGAGCUGCGGUGGCGCGGUGGGCUGUCGCGGCCGGUCCACGCAACGGAGGGCCACGACACGCAGAUAGCCAAUUUGUUCAUCACGAGCCUUCAUAUCCGCUCCAAUCUGCUGCAGAAGUUCAGGUCCACCGUCGAGACGCGCGCGUUCGAGCAUCAGCGUAUCGUCGACGACCUCCUGGAGAUCCUGUACCACAUGCCGGAACACGUACUGGAGCAGAACGGGAACAGCCUGGUGCCGAAGCUGCGUGACUGCGGGGCGGCGUACAUGGAGCAGAUGACCAUCGGCGACGGCGAGGGAGGAGAGGGUCCCGGUAUGCUCGUGAGCGAGAGCGCGAGGUUCAAGUUGGAGAAGCUACUGAGGAAAUUGGACGAUAUUGACUACUGGCCGGGUCAUACUGGAGUAGAGAGUCCACAGACUAUGAGAAAGUAG